CAAAUGGGAUGCCCCUGACGAACCGGGGCCAGCCUCUCUUCUCUCUCCAUCAAAGCAACCUACAAUCUCGCUUUUCUGUUCUCUGCUUCUCUGCUUGUGCGAAACUGGUUUCCAGUCUCUUCCUACUCUUUACUCUCAUUCAGUCCGUCGGCCAUUCUCUCUUUUUGCUCCCAGCCAGGGACUUGCAUUGUAGGCUUCAGCGUCAUUCACUCAUUUUACCCUCCUCUCCUUUUCACUCUACUAGAAUUGCCCUAGACCACGCUCAUUCUACAUUCCACAGUGGAAAUCAUGUCGACCAACAACGCCACUACCACCGACACCAGCACCUUUGUGUGCACGCUCCAAACGUGUAGUCUCGACUAUGCCAUGAUCCACUACAUCCCCUCGCUGGCCGGCAACGCGCUCUUCCUGGCGCUCUUUUGCGUGGCGGCGGUCGUUCAUCUGUUUCUCGGGGUGUGGCACCGCACCACCAGCUACCUGGUGGCGGUGAUGGGGGGGCUGCUCCUGGAGAUCAUUGGCUAUGCGGGGCGCAUCAGCCUGCACGAGGACCCCUUUUCCUUCAACGCGUUCCUGCAGUACCUGAUCUGCCUCACCCUGGGGCCGGCUUUUAUCUCCGCCGGGAUUUACCUGUGCUUCGGACGCGUCGUGAUUGAGUACGACCCCCGGUGCUCGCGCCUCGCCCCCGCCACGUACUCCAAGGUCUUCAUCGCCUGUGAUCUUGUGUGUCUGAUCCUGCAAUCCGCUGGCGGCGCCAUCACCUCCACCGCCGGCACGGACAACACCAGCCUCAGCGACCUCGGCAUUAACAUAAUGAUCGCCGGGUUGGCGUGCCAGGUAGUCUCAUUGGUAGCCUUCAUGGCGUUGGCGGGCGACUUCGCCCUCCGAAUGCGCCGGCACCAGACCCAGGGGUCGGGCUCGCUGCUACCCGUGGACUGGCACGCUGGGUGGAAAUGGAGGGGGUUUUUGAUCAGUCUGGUCGUCGCAACCACAACCAUCUUCAUCCGCUCGUGUUUCCGCGUCGCCGAACUGAAGGGGGGAUUCGGAAGCGCGCUCGCAAACGACCAGGUCGCGUUCAUGGUCCUCGAAGGCGUGAUGAUGAUUCUGGCCUGCGGCGCCAUGACGGCCUUCCAUCCGGGGCUGGUGUUUUCGCGUGAGCGCUGGAACGCCUCCGCCCAGCAGCAGCUGAAGCUGCAGCGUGUCGAGACUGGCUCCAGUCAGAUAGAGAUGGUACAGCGCUCGGAUGUAUAACUUGGCUUUUUGUCAUUGUGCUAGCAGGUAGGAAAAGAUCUGAUUCGAUGAUGUCUGAAGAGAUCACCGCGUAUAUAGC
Aspergillus japonicus CBS 114.51 is the source of this 1327-nucleotide messenger RNA. Its product is annotated as RTA1 domain-containing protein. Lineage: Eukaryota; Fungi; Ascomycota; Eurotiomycetes; Eurotiales; Aspergillaceae. The record is from RefSeq and is a predicted model, not a curated record. The transcript is spliced from 2 exons. Gene Ontology annotation, cellular component: plasma membrane; fungal-type vacuole. Bases 289 to 1248 code for a protein of 319 amino acids.